CCCUCGGUCAAUGCCGUGGCUCAGAAUGCCCACGAGCCGGCCUUUCACGAUCCACGCAUCGCCAAAGAGGCCUGCAGGCCAACUCUAGAGUACCGAGAGAGAGAGACAUGGGUGACGGCACAAGUGCAGAGGCGAAAUCUUGGGUGUCGAACUUGUUCACUUCCCGCGGGCACAAUGGCCGCCCGCAUUCACCCUUCCACACCGCUGCGACAUCCCCGUCUUCGACAACGAGAUUUACAAGAGCAGUCAUUCGCGCUACGACUGGCAAGCGCAGACGCCAACUCGUGUGGAGGGAUUGGGAAGCCGCUGGGGCGGACACUGGGAGAGAGCAGCGUGUGCUUUCAAGUGCCUUCGAUGUUUAUUCCCUGCUUGACUGGCCAAACAGUUCCGUCACGGAAAUCUUCAGCCUGAGAGCAUGGGUGCGCGCCAAUACUAAUUGGGAGUCUCUGCUCACGCAUAUCCUUCCAGCCUGCCUCGCUAGUAACAGCUCUGCUCCGCGGGCACGAUCGCCACCCGCGUUCACCCUUCCACACCGUGACCGCUGCGGCAUCCCCGUCUUCGACAACGACAGCAGACAUUUGCGCUACGACUGGCAAGCGGAGACGCCAACUCGUUUGGACGGCUCGGGAAGCCGCUGGGACGGCGGAUCCUGGGAGAACAGCUGUUUCGAUCUGGCGAAAGCCUGCGGCCUGAGAGCAUGGAUGUGCGUCAAUGCUUCUCCGUGA
Mycena indigotica is the source of this 725-nucleotide messenger RNA. RefSeq lists its product as uncharacterized. Bases 108 to 725 code for a protein of 205 amino acids. NCBI's taxonomy places the organism in Eukaryota, Fungi, Basidiomycota, Agaricomycetes, Agaricales, Mycenaceae. The transcript is spliced from 3 exons. The record is from RefSeq and is a predicted model, not a curated record.